Molecule: messenger RNA, 2715 nt
Organism: Bathycoccus prasinos
Lineage: Eukaryota; Viridiplantae; Chlorophyta; Mamiellophyceae; Mamiellales; Bathycoccaceae
Exons: 1
Coding region: 1-2715 (904 amino acids)
Molecular function (GO): phosphatidylinositol binding
Source: RefSeq, a predicted model, not a curated record
AUGGACGAGAAUCCGUUCGGCGGCGACGAGGACGAUCUCGCCCCAAAAAUCGUGAACAAGAACACAGAAGAAGAAGGAGUUGAAGAAGGGAAGAGAAUAAUUGGCGAAAAGACGACGACGACGACGAAGACGGAGGAGGUGACUUCUUCCAUAACUGAACAACCGAAUAAAAUUCCAUCGUCGUCGACGAAGAAGACCUCCUUGUGGGGCGACGAGGACGACGAAAACGACGUUCAGAUAGAAAAAGCGACGAUGAGUAAGAGGACAUCUGCAACAGGAGGAGAAGGAGGAGGAGGAGAAGGAGUGAAAAAGAAGAAUUUCUUUGGCGACGAGGACGAUGACUCGGCAACGACCAACGUGAUGUCUUCGUUUCUUUCGUCAAAAAAUGACGGCCCAAUGUCGCAAAUGGCCAGUUAUCACGAACAAACGUCGUAUUCAUUUCACGGAGGUAGCGGAAAUGAUGAAAUGGCGUCGCCGUUGGCGGCGUUUGAGACGGUUAUUCCGGGAAGUAAAACGGCGCUGUUGCGAGAGCAAGAGUUGGCAGCCUCUUCCUCGGCGCAAAAGAAGAAAGAGGAGGAAGAAGAUACGACUACUUAUAUCAACAACAGUAACGAACCGGCACGAGAAAGAUCAGAAUUCAGGCAAGGAAACAUGAACAACGACAGAAAGCAAGUGGAAGACGAAAUUGUAGAAAUCCAAUUAGGGGACGACGAUGAUGCCACUCAUAGUCAACAACAGCACGGAGUCGCGGAGCAGUUUGAUUCACCGUUCAAUAAACCAGUAGCACCUCCAGCGUCAACCACGAGUGAUCCACCACCCCCUUCAUACCAGGACUCGGUAAUGUACGCAAAUCCAGCUAUUCAGCCAGGAAAUUCCAUGAUGAUGAAUUCAUCAGCUCCAGCGGUGAUGAGGGCCGAGCAGACAUUUGAAGCAUCUUCAAUGCAACAACAACAACAACAACAACAACAACAACAACCACAGUAUUAUCAAACAGCGCCGCCACCGCCAACAUUACCUCAGCAGACGUUUAACAGACACGAACUGAGCGGUGCUCUCUCGCCGUCGUUCCAAUUUUAUCCUCCUUACGAUCCAGCCAAAGACGAAACUUUAGUCAAUCUCGGCGACGAAAAGAAAACUGAGCUCGUCGCGUACAUCACCGAGGCAAAAACGGAACCAGAAUUUAAUCAACAAGGUGGCCCUGGGCUUUCGAAGAAAGUAACGCGGUAUAAAAUUAAUUUCAAAACGAAUUCAGAUAAGUUUAUGCAAAAAGAAGCGAUCGUUUGGCGCCGUUUUUCGGAUUUUGUGCAGUUACACGAUAGACUGUUAGAAUCGCAUCGAGGAUAUUUCAUUCCUCCGAGACCGGAGAAAUCGAUAAAAAGACUCGGCGACGAAGCGUUUGUGCAAGCGCGGAAACUCACGUUGCAAAACUAUCUCGAAAAGUUGAUCAAACACCCAUCGCUUCGCACAUCUAUGGCAUUAAAAGUGUUUUUGACGCAGCAAGAUUUACAGCAGUCGCGAGAAUGGCACGCACUGGCAGUUCCCGCCGCGGCAUCUUCAACGAUGAUGUCUUCUCCGGCGGGUUACCAGCACCAAGAACAGCAGCAGCAGCAGCAGCAGCACCACCACCAAGAAACACUUCAACCAUCAACUCCAAGCAUGCAAUUUGCGCCGGAUAGUCACAUGAUGGCUUCUUCUCCGAUCGGAGGGGUGAAUCCUGCUUCUCCAGGAGGCGCCGCCAACGGAGGGAGUGCAAUUUUUACGCAGCAAAAUGUAUCGGCUUCGUCGAUGAUGACGUCUCCAUCCGCGACUUCUCCAGCAACGCCAAACCGAUCCUCGGUUGGUAAAUUCUUUCGAGAGCUCCGUCAAUCAAUGGCAACGUCUUCGGCAGUUGCUGCGGUCGGAGGGGCAUUUGGGAUCGAAGCCGCAAAGCCGAAAAUCGUCGAAGAAGAUGCAAAAUUUUUGGUGGACAAGGAGAAAUCGACUAAGUUGGAGACCGAAUUGUGCGGUCUGAGCUUGAAAACAGAGAAAAUAUUGCAACGAGAAGAAAAAUUCGCCGAUUCGUUGGGUGCCUUUGGAUUAGAGUGCAUGAAGUUCGCCCGUGUUGAAGAAGAGGCUUCGGGAAUCUCCGGUCGAUAUUCCGAGCCUGGCACUCGACUAGCGACUGCCGCCCAGUUUUUCCGCAAAGUCGGCAAUGCCUCUGUUCGUGCCUCUCGUAUUGCACGCGCUGCUACUGUGCAAUUAGCUAAAGCGAUGGAUCCGUUGCAUGCGCAUUUGAACUUGAUGCCGUCGGUACGCAGAGCCACGCAGCUCAGAGCGGACACGUUGUUAUCGCUGCAGACUUUGCUCUCAGAUCAAGAAAGACUAACGAAUAGAAUUAACAAACUCGCUCCUGAUAUCACAAAACAUGUGAAAAUAGAACAGUUGAAGCGAGAACUCGAAGAAACAAACAGAUUAGCGGAAAAUGCGAAAAGAGAAUACGAUUGCAUCCGCGCUAGACAAGCGAAUGAGUUCGCGAGAUCAGAGAAAGAGCGCGUCGAAGAGUUUGAACAAAUGCUUUUGGGAUUAGCGCGAGUGCAAGUCGCCCAAGCAGAAAGAACUUUGAGCGUAUGGCGCAGCUUGGCAGAGGAGCUCGGGGCAUCCCCUCAAGAAUGGUCUCAAACAAUCUCCGUAGAAGAAUCACCUCCUGAAAAGGAGGCCGUUAACAAUAGUGAAUAG